Molecule: messenger RNA, 1587 nt
Organism: Lasiodiplodia theobromae
Lineage: Eukaryota; Fungi; Ascomycota; Dothideomycetes; Botryosphaeriales; Botryosphaeriaceae
Product: Acetamidase
Exons: 8
Coding region: 1-1587 (528 amino acids)
Source: RefSeq, a predicted model, not a curated record
AUGGGGAGCACCGCACCGCCGUGGCUCGUCCAAGCCGAGCGCAAGCGCGCGCUGCAGCGCGCCGCCAUUGACUCUUUCCUCGCCGAGUAUCCACCCCUUCCGGCCGCCGAACGGCAUGCCACGGAGUCAAUUCCGGACAUCGACCGCGUCGAGGAGCUUCUUUCCAGCAUCUCCACACGUGCGGUGAGCGCCGUAGACGUCGUCGUCGCGUACACGCACAGACCAAUUGGCACCCUUACGGAGGUGCUUUUCGACGACGCCCUCGCCCACGCCAAGGAGCUUGACCGGCAUCUUGCGGCGACCGGCAAGCCGAUCGGUCCCCUUCACGGGCUGCCUGUUACGCUCAAGGACCAGUUCGACGUCAAGGGAUACGACAGCACCAUCGGCUAUGUCGCCAAAGCCUUCCGCCCCGCUUCCGAGGAUGCUGUCGUCGUCGCUCUCCUGAGAGAAUUGGGGGCGAUCAUAAUUGCCAAAACAAAUCUCCCCCAGUCCAUAAUGUGGUGUGAAACCGAAAACCCGCUCUGGGGGCUCACGACCAAUCCUCGCAAUCCCGCAUUCACGCCCGGCGGCUCCACCGGCGGCGAGAGCGCGCUUCUCGCCGAGCACGGCUCCAUCAUUGGGUGGGGGACCGACAUUGGGGGCUCCAUUCGCAUCCCGAGCCACAUGCUCGGCCUAUAUGGCCUGAAACCCAGCAGCGGUCGGCUGCCGUACCAGAAUGUCACCGUUUCAACCGAUGGACAGGAGCAUGUUCCGUCCGUCAUCGGCCCGUUAGCAAGGUCAUUGUGUUCGCUGCGAUUCGUUACAAAGGCGGUCGUGGAUGCCGCCCCUUGGCAAUAUGAUCCAAAGGUCGUCCCUUUACCUUGGCGGGCUGAUAUCGAAGCAGAGAUCCAGUCUCGACCGCUCGUUAUAGGCCUGCUCGUAGAUGAUGGCGUGGUCAGAGUCCAUCCUCCUAUUGAACGUGUCGUGAGAGAAACGGCCCGUAAGUUAGAAGAGGCCGGCCAUGAGGUGAUCCCUUGGGACUACAGUGGCCACCAAGAAUGCAUUGAGAUCAUGGAUCAAUUCUACACGGCCGAUGGCGGUGAAGAUAUUCGCCGAGAAGUACUCGCAGGCGGUGAACCGUUCAUUCCGCACGUCGAAGCCCUCGUGAACCGAGGCAAACCAAUUUCGGUCUAUGAAUACUGGCAGCUGAACAAACUGAAGCAUGAACAGCAGAAGCGCUAUCUUGACAAGUGGAACGCGGUGCGCUCGCCUUCGGGCCGCAAGGUUGACGUCCUGCUCACCCCGGUGAUGCCCCACUCGGCGGUACCUCACCGUGGAUGCCGAUGGGUGGGCUAUACUAAGGUCUGGAACUUCCUUGACUACAGUGCCGUUGUGCUGCCAGGCGGCGCUGUAGACAAGAACAUGGAUGCAAAGGCAGACACGAGUUAUCAACCGAGAAACGAGCUGGACAAGUGGAACUGGAGCCUCUAUGACCCAGAAUCUAUGGACGGCAUGCCCGUUGGCUUGCAGAUCGUUGGCCGCAAACUUGAGGAGGAGAAGGUUCUCGGAGCGGCCAAGGUGGUAGAAUCUAUUCUUCAAAGAAAGUGA